Messenger RNA from Nelumbo nucifera (sacred lotus), 1065 nucleotides. Its product is annotated as transcription factor MYB20-like. The record is from RefSeq and is a predicted model, not a curated record. Lineage: Eukaryota; Viridiplantae; Streptophyta; Magnoliopsida; Proteales; Nelumbonaceae.
UCUCCUAGUUAUCUGCUCCUCUCUCUUUCUGAAUUCAUCCUUGUUUUUCUUCUCCCGUUCUGUUUCUCUCGAUACAAUCUUUUUUUGCUUUCUGGGUCGGGUUGGUUUGUGUUAGAAGAUGGGAAGGCAACCUUGCUGUGACAAAGUUGGACUGAAGAAGGGACCAUGGACAGCUGACGAGGACAAGAAGCUCAUCAACUUCAUCCUCACUAAUGGCCAAUGCUGCUGGAGAGCUGUUCCUAAGCUUGCAGGAUUGUUGAGGUGUGGGAAGAGUUGCAGGCUUAGAUGGACAAACUAUCUCAGGCCUGAUUUGAAAAGGGGCUUGCUAUCAGAAUCUGAGGAACAGAUGGUUAUUGAUCUCCAUGCUCGCCUUGGCAACAGAUGGUCCAAAAUUGCAUCUCAUCUCCCUGGUAGAACUGAUAAUGAGAUAAAGAACCACUGGAACACCCACAUCAAGAAAAAAUUGAGGAAGAUGGGAAUUGAUCCUGUCACCCACAAACCAAUUUCUAUUUCAAUUGAUCAACCACAACAACAGAAACAGCCAGAGCAAGAAAAGUGUUCUGUGGCUGCCAUAUGUGAAGAAGACCAGAACAAGGGACCAGAGACUUCCUUGCAGUCAUCUGUUACUGAGAUUACAGAGGAAGAAAAAAGUAGUACGAGCCCAUUUAGCCAUACAGAGAAAAAUGAUGCUUUCUGCACUGAUGAAGUCCCCAUGAUUGAAUUUGAUGAGAUUCUAGCCCCCUGCUUACCUUCUUCAUCAACUUCUUCCUCUUCAUCUUCCUCUGGUUCAUCUGGUAUGCUUGAAGACUUGCAGUUCUCAAGUUUUGACUGGCUUCAAUACGACAACAAUGGCUUCUGGGAUGAUUUCAACUAUUGGGACUUGAUUUGUGAAGAUGGUGACCGAAAACUAGCCGUUGAUUCUCCUCCUCGCGAGUACCCAAGAAUAGUUUUGGAUCAAGAAUCUUGGAAAUUUGAGCUUCUAUGACUUCUCAUUUGGGCAUGUUAUCAAUUGUUUGUUACAGAGAAAUGCAAAUAAGAAAAUUCUCAAAAACCCAUCUUAAAUCA